UUUUGGCGGAGUUCUGCCUCCAAUCGCGUCACAACUACACGCGGGUCAUAUACAUGGAGUUGUAGAUACAGCUUUGCAAAAGUCGGGCCUAUCAUGGAAUCACUUGAGCGCAGUUGCCGUUACUGUGAAACCCGGCAUGCCCUUUUCUCUCAAGGUUGGCGUCCAGUUUGCGAAAAAACUAGCUAGGACACAUGGCCUUCCGGUCAUUCCUAUACACCACAUGGAAGCCCACGCACUUACAGCCAUGCUAACGGAUGAAAGCUUACAUUUUCCGUUUCUUGUUCUUUUAGUCAGUGGUGGCCAUUCAUUGCUAGCCCUGGUUAGAGGUUUGGAAGAUUUUCUCCUCUUGGGUACUUCGCGGGAUAUCUCGCCUGGUGAAUGCUUGGACAAGGUAACGAAUAUGAUCCCAAAGAGGUCUUCGAACAUGUUGACGGUUUUCUCAUCUGUGACCACAAACUACGGCAGAAUUAGCAGAAAAACAUGCUGGUCGACAGGUAGAUUGUUCGCCAGAAGUCGAGGUAUCUUAGAAGUAUUCUAG
This is a messenger RNA of Dibothriocephalus latus, 538 nucleotides long. Lineage: Eukaryota; Metazoa; Platyhelminthes; Cestoda; Diphyllobothriidea; Diphyllobothriidae. The record is from the annotation of a GenBank genome assembly.